UCUUGUAGCAACAGACUCGAGAGUGCUGGUAUCUACUGUGGAUCUAUCUGCAACAAACAGAUUUGUCUUUUUAAUUACAAAUAGAAAAGAAGAGAAAACGGAGAUGGACACAAAUGAAGGUCCGUAUGACUACUACGACUACGAUGAGACAGAAAAUUCCACCAUGUGUGACUACUCUGAGUGGACGCCAUCGUACUCUGUCAUCCCGGUGCUGUACAUGCUUAUCUUCAUCCUCGGCCUAUCUGGAAAUGGGGUGGUCAUCUUCACCGUGUGGCGAGCCCAGGGUAAGAGGCGAGCUGCUGACGUCUACAUCGGCAACCUGGCGCUGGCUGACCUCACCUUUGUGGUCACUCUUCCUCUGUGGGCCGUUUACACCGGCAUGGGCUACCACUGGCCUUUCGGAGUGGCUCUGUGUAAGAUCAGCAGCUACGUGGUCCUGCUCAACAUGUACGCCAGCGUCUUCUGCCUCACCUGCAUGAGCUUCGACCGCUACCUGGCCAUCGUCCACUCCUUGUCCAGCACCCAGCUGCGCACCCGUGGCCACAUGCAAGCCUCUCUGGCAGCCAUCUGGACGCUGUCUGGUCUCCUGGCUGCCCCGACUCUGGUCUUCCGCACCACCAAAUAUGAUGCAAACAGCAACCGCACAUCCUGCGCUAUGGACUUCAGCCUGGUGAUGACUAGGAAAGAUCAAGAGAACCUUUGGAUUGCAGGUCUCAGCAUCUCCUCCUCAGCUCUGGGUUUUCUUCUACCUUUCUUGGCGAUGAUGGUGUGCUACGGCUUCAUCGGCUGCACCGUCACCCGCCACUUCAACACUCUGCGCAAAGAGGACCAGCGUAAGAGGAGGCUGCUGAAGAUCAUCACCACACUGGUAGUGGUGUUUGCCGCCUGCUGGACGCCCUUCCACGUUGUGAAAAGUGCUGAUGCCCUCUCCUAUCUGGAGCUGUUUCCCGCCACCUGUGCGUUCCUGCGCUUCCUGCUGCUGGCUCACCCCUACGCCACCUGCCUGGCCUACGUCAACAGCUGCCUCAACCCCUUUCUCUAUGCCUUCUUUGACCUGCGUUUCAGAUCCCAGUGUCUGUGCCUGCUCAACCUGAAGAAGUCCUUGCAUGCAAGCCCUGUCAGCUCCCUGUCCUCUCAGAAGACAGAGGCUCAGUCUCUGGCCACAAAGGUGUGACAACAACUGAGGGCCCAGAUGCACACUGGGUGAACAAUGCAGAACAAUGCAAGUAAAUCAGAUCUGUACAGCACUUGGUGCUUGCUCACAGAUCGUCUGCGUUAAGUUUCGGGGUGUCACCUUUGCUCCUCUCUGGCUAGAUGGACUACUGUCUGCAUUUGCUUGAAGACAGUUGGGCCUGUAGUUUUGGGGUCUGACCACACUCAAAGUCCAGCCUAACUUUUAGGAGCAGGGAAGCAAAACUGAACUAUUCAAAACGAGGGACCAAGCAUAAACCAGACUUUUUUUGGAAAAAGUGGAAUGUGUUUUAAAAUGACCACAUGCUUGUUUUCUCCUGUGGACUUUAUGCAAAUGCUGAACUUAAGAUCUCUGAACUCCAUUACUUAAGUCCCGGUGAAAUGUAUUACUCAUGCAUUUGCCCCUGCUGUUCUUUUUUUUAAUUUGUAUGCACUUGAGGUGUGAUGUCUACCAGACUACCCGGCUCUCCAGUUCAUACUGUAGUAUCUGUAUCACAGCCAGCAGUGUAACGUAUAAGUGUGUGUGUAGAAAGGGUGUGCCAGUUGCUAAGAGGUGUUGGUGUCUGAUAAGAGUGCUGUAAGGAGAGACGGGGAUAGUGGGGGAGAGGGGAGAGGGGAGAGGGGGUGAGGAAGUCUCAGACAGACAGACAGACAGACAGACAGAUGGCAGCUAACAAAUGUUUUCAGGCUGGUGGAGGGCCCAAUUAAAAGCUGACUGCUUUGACAGUCUGCUGGUGUGUGUGUGUGUGUGUGUGUGUGUGUGUGUGUGUGUGUGUGUGUGUGUGUGAUUGUCAUUGAGCGUCAGACUGACGAUGAAUUAGUUCCUGGCAAAUGUAUGAAAGCAUUUUGUGAAUACCCAUCAUUUUGAACUGAUUGUUUAUGAUUUGUAAU
This is a messenger RNA of Etheostoma cragini (Arkansas darter), 2082 nucleotides long. RefSeq names its product apelin receptor B-like. The coding region runs from base 104 to 1174 and encodes 356 amino acids. Gene Ontology annotation, molecular function: G protein-coupled receptor activity. Gene Ontology annotation, cellular component: membrane. Gene Ontology annotation, biological process: G protein-coupled receptor signaling pathway; immune response. The transcript has a single exon. The record is from RefSeq and is a predicted model, not a curated record. Lineage: Eukaryota; Metazoa; Chordata; Actinopteri; Perciformes; Percidae.